AUGACUUCUAGAACAACUUGUUGGUUAUUGUUUGAAUUUUCAGAUUUUUCAGCAAAAAUUGGAGCUGAAAGCUGAAUUCUCAGAUUUUGAAAAUAUAGAGGAAUUUUAGCAAAAUUCUAAUGUUCAGACUGAAUUUUUCAGGUUACUCUCAAUUUUCUGCAAAUAAUUUUAUUUCAUCUCAAAAUGAUCCUAAUUUUCUUCUUUUUUAUGAUUUUUCAACAAUUUUCUAAAAAUUUCAGAUUCUUCCAUGUCAAACAUUCAUAAAUACAAAGAUGAUGAGGAUAAACAAACUUUGCUUCUUCCAACAACAAUUAAACCAGGUAAGUGAUUGAAAUUUUAAUUUUCACUUAGAAUUAGAUUCUGAAUUUCAGACUAGAGUUUUCAGAAUUUCCUCAAAAUUCUGAAACUUUUAAGUUUAAAUCCGAGCAUAUUUGUGCUCCAAAUGCUCCAAAUUUCAUUUAAAAAAUCUGAAAGUUUCAGAGCCAAGCUCAAACUCCCCGAAAGUCUCCACAUUUUUCAAAUUAUACGUGAUUAUAACAAUGGUUUUUGUAUGGAGUGGAUAUACGCUAACAAUAAAAUAUACAAGGAGUACUGUAGAUCAAGAUCAAGUGGGUUACUGUAGAGAAAAAAUAACGUGAAAAAUGUUUUUUGCAGAUGUAUUCAUCAACUUCUGUGGUUUUAUGCGCUGAAAUUCUCAAACUUCUAAUAACAUUUUUCAUGAUUUUCAAAGAAUCCAGUUAUCAAACUCGAAAAUUUAGUCAAUUAAUUCAAAAUUAUUAUUUGAAUGCUCCAAAAGAGCUGGCAAAAAUGAGUGUUCCAUCGAUUGCUUAUGCAUUACAGAAUAAUUUGGAUUUUGUUGGACUUGAGAAUUUGGAUGCUGGAGUUUAUCAGGUCGGUUUGGUAUUCAAAGCAUUUGGAAUUUUAAAAUGUUCAGAAAAUCGAGAAAAAUCUGAAAUGUUCCGAAUUUUUCAGGUCACAACCCAAUUGAAAGUCGUCUCAACAGCUCUUUUUAUGAUGCUUUUUUUGGGCCGAAAAUUUUCGUUGAGAAGAUGGAUUGCGAUUACAAUGUUGAUGUUUGGAGUGGCUUUUGUUCAGGUAAAAAAUUAAUGUUGAAAAAUUUUAGAAUUUUCACCAGAAAAUGUAUGAAAAAUUGAUUAAAAAUAUUCAUUUUUUUCCAAAAAUCAUCAAAAUUUCACAGAUGAACAACACUCCAGCUUCCGAAAUGAAUAAACGAAAAGAGUCGGCUGAGAAUUACAUUUUGGGACUUUCAGCAGUUUUGGCGACUUGUAUAACUGCUGGAUUUGCUGGAGUUUGGUUUGAGAAAAUGUUAAAGGAUGGUGGAAAUACACCAUUUUGGAUUAGGAAUUUGCAAAUGUAUAGUUGUGGAGUGGUAAGUUAUCAGAAAGGCAUUUUUAAAAGAAUUUGGAAAAAUACAAGUGCGCUCCAAGUAUUAAUCAGAAUUAUCAAUAGAGCGUACUUUCCUUCAUCUAUAAUUUGUUCCAGAUCAGUGCCUCAAUCGCUUGUCUAAUGGAUCAUUCACAAAUCUACGAAAAAGGCUUUUUCUUUGGUUAUAAUGAAAAAGUUUGGAUAAUUGUUGGAUUUCUCGGAAUUGGCGGGCUUUAUAUUUCUCUAGUCAUGAAACAUUUGGAUAAUCUUUAUAAAUCAAUGGCCUCCGCAGUUUCUAUUAUUUUUGUUGCCAUUUUAUCGCUUUUCAUUCUUCCUGAUGUAUUUAUUGGAAUGUAUUUUGUAUUGGGAGCAAUUUUAGUGAUUCUUGCGGUUUUGUUGUAUAAUUCGGUUAAUGAGUAG
Caenorhabditis angaria is the source of this 1806-nucleotide messenger RNA. The record is from the annotation of a GenBank genome assembly. Lineage: Eukaryota; Metazoa; Nematoda; Chromadorea; Rhabditida; Rhabditidae.